CGCUGAGUACCCCUCAGUGUAUAUGUGUGUAAAAGGCCCGAGUGUGUCAGAGAAUCGAAGCCAGAUCUCAGUAGCUUCAAAAAUGACUGGCGCUGUGUUGCGUUACGUUUGUAUGUUUUAAGCCAUGCCCUGCCUCGUUCCCUGAUCACUUACACCACCGUUUUCCUCCUUGUGUUGUAUCUCUUAUCACUCGCUCUCUCCAUCAUCCUCAUACUGCCAUACCCAACCAUGACUUUUAGCACUACACACAUACAACUCUGGCUGUGGCUGGCAGUAGCAGCUGGGUUCCUCUAUACAAUAUGUCUUAUAGUAUAUCGAUUGUACUUGCAUCCACUGGCCAAGUACCCAGGGCCACUAUUGGCUAAGCUCACGGAUGCGUACAUGCUCUAUUACGCCUGGAAGGGAGACCGGCACUUGGAGUUCUGGAGGAUGCACCAAAAGUAUGGCAAGUUCGUGCGCUUCGGGCCAAACUCGCUCUCGGUCAACUCCAACACGGCCCUGAAGGCAAUAUACGGCUUCAAGGCCAAUGUACGCAAGGCAGAAUUCUACGAUGCCUUUGUGCAUCCGGCUCCCAACACCCACAACACCCGUGACAAGGAGUUGCAUGCGCGGAAGCGCCGGGUGCUCUCACACGCCUUCUCCGACGGCGCCAUUAAGGAGGUAGAACGCUACAUACUGGCUAACAUCCGAACCUUCUGCGAAGCCAUCGGGGAUUUUGGUAGGGCCAUCCCCGAGAGGAAGGGAUGGAGCUCGCCAAAGAACAUGUCCGACUGGUGCAACUGGCUCGCCAUGGACAUUUUGGGCGAUCUCUGCUUCGGAAAAGCAUUCCAUAUGCUGGACCGUCCGGAUAACCGAUACGCCGUUGAUCUCGUCGGCGUCGCGGCGCAACGCCAUCUCCUCUGUGGCACCAUGCCAAUCGUCAACAAGCUCAACCUCGACAAGAUCCUGUUCCACAAGAUCGCCGCCGGACGAGCCCGGUACAUGGCCUACAGCCGUGCCCAGCUCACUGAGCGGACCGCCCUCGGCGACGAGACCGACCGCAGGGACUUCUUCUACCACCUGCUCAACGCUCGUGAUCCGGAAACUGGCCAGGGAUUCUCGACCCCCGAGCUCUGGGCCGAAUCUAACCUUUUAAUCAUCGCGGGCUCCGACACGACCUCAACCGCCAUGGCCGCAACUCUGUUCUACCUCGUGCGCCACCCCGCGACACUCGCCAAAGUCACCGCUGAGGUGCGCUCGACCUUCUCCUCAAUCGAGGACAUCCAUCAAGGCGCGCAGCUCACCUCAUGCACGUACCUGCGGGCGUGCAUCGACGAGGCGAUGCGCCUGUCGCCGUCGGUAGGCGGGCUGCUGCCGCGCGAGGUGCUGGGGGGCGGCAUGACCAUCGACGGCGAACACGUGCCCGCGGGCACCGUCGUCGGCACCCCGCACUACGCCAUCCACCACCACACGGACUACUACCCGGAGCCCUUCGCGUACCGGCCGGAGCGGUGGAUCGUUGACAAGGAGGCCGGGGUAACUGAGGAUGACGUGGCGCUCGCGCAGAGCGCCUUUUGCCCCUUUUCAAUCGGCCCCCGGGGGUGCAUUGGUAAGGGGCUGGCGUACGUCGAGAUGAGCAUCACGCUGGCAAGAGUGCUGUUCUUGUACGAUCUUCGCAAGGCCGUGGGCGUAGUCGACCCCGGUGAAGGGAAGGAAGGGGCUGAAUGGGGAAGGCACCGGGUGGGUGAGUUCCAGUUGAUCGACACCUUUACCAGCAUGAAGAAUGGUCCGAUGGUUGAAUUUAGGAGGAGGAGCUGAAAUGAGAGCGAGGGAUGGGUGGAGGGAAGCGUUGAGGCGCGAGGGUGGUGGAGGGAAACUGCCAUCGCGGGGCGACGGGUUGAGUUGAAGCGAUGAAUUGGAUGCGCCGCGCUGUGGCCAUGUCCAUAGCUACCUACCUGUGUCACCACAUAUCGACAAGGUCGUAUGCAGCCGUAGAAAGCAAUUUAUUACACAGAAAUCGACGGG
Molecule: messenger RNA, 2004 nt
Organism: Canariomyces notabilis
Lineage: Eukaryota; Fungi; Ascomycota; Sordariomycetes; Sordariales; Chaetomiaceae
Product: cytochrome P450
Exons: 4
Coding region: 229-1797 (522 amino acids)
Molecular function (GO): monooxygenase activity; iron ion binding; heme binding
Source: RefSeq, a predicted model, not a curated record